AACUGAUUUUAAAGAUUCAAUUCACUUUAAAAAAAAACCUGGAAUGCUAUGGUGCGCAAACGCAAUAUUUCAGAACGACAAAUUUCGGGUGCCUGCCUCCUCUGGCUCGCCACAACCAAUCAGAGGUAAUCUCUUCGAAUAUUCAUGACAUUUCGCGGGCUUUCUGUACCGCGUGACGAGGCUUGGCGGGAAAGUGAAGGUCUGGCGGAUAGAAGCUCGGGAGGACGCGAGGAGAACAAGCAUAAUGGCUGAUUCAUCCGAGUCGCAGCACAUGGCUGCGGACAGCCCUGAGCCCCUUUCCAGGCGGGGAGACCUGACCUCCAGCCCUGGCAGAGACUUGCCCCCCUUUGAGGAUGAGUCCGAGGGCCUGCUCGGGGACGUCGCCCUGCCCACAGACGAGGAAGAGGAGGCCGGCGAUGGCGAGGAGCUGAUCGGAGACGGCAUGGAGCGGGACUACCGGGCCAUCCCGGCGCUGGAUCGCUACGAGGCAGAGGGUCUGGACCUGGAUGAGGAGGACCUGGUCGAACUGUCCCCGGGAGCCCGGGCGGCUGCUGAGGAGGCCAUGAGGAGGCGCGAUCGCGAGCGUGGCCUCAGCGGGCGCCUCAGGAGAGGCCUGCUUUAUGACAGCGAAGACGAGGAGGACGAGCGUCCGGUAGCGCGGCGGCGGAGGCUGGCCGAGCGGGCGGCCGAGGGCGCGCCCGACGGCGAGGAGGAGGAAAUGAUCGAAAGCAUCGAAAACCUGGAGGACAUGAAGGGUCACACGGUGAGAGAGUGGGUGUCCAUGGCCGCCCCCCGCCUGGAGAUCUACAACCGUUUCAAGAGCUUUCUGCGCACGCACGUGGACGAGAGCGGCCGCAACGUCUUCAAGGAGAAGAUCAGCGACAUGUGCAAAGAGAACAAAGAGAGUUUGGCGGUGAAUUACGAGGACCUGGCGGCCAGGGAGCACGUACUGGCUUACUUCCUGCCUGAAGCCCCCACCGAGAUGUUGAAGGUGUUUGACGAGGCAGCCAAAGAGGUGGUGCUGGCCAUGUACCCCAAAUACGAGCGCAUCGCCCAGCAGAUCCACGUGCGCAUCUGCAACCUGCCGCUGGUGGAGGAGAUUCGCUCCCUCAGGCAGCUCCACCUGAACCAGCUGAUCCGGACCAGUGGGGUGGUGAGCAGCUGCACCGGCGUGCUGCCGCAGCUGGCCCUGGUUCGCUACAACUGCAACAAGUGCAACUUUGUACUGGGACCCUUUUUCCAAUCCCAGAACCAGGAGGUCAAACCGGGCUCGUGUCCCGAGUGCCAGUCGCAAGGACCCUUUGAGAUUAACAUGGAGGAGACUGUGUACCAGAACUAUCAGAGGAUCACCAUCCAGGAAAGUCCUGGCAAGGUGGCCGCCGGCCGUCUGCCGCGCUCCAAAGACGCCAUCCUGUUGGCCGACCUGGUGGACAGCUGCAAGCCGGGAGAUGAGAUUGAGCUGACGGGCGUCUACCACAACAACUACGAUGGCUCUCUGAACAUGGCCAAUGGCUUCCCGGUCUUCGCCACCAUCAUCCUGGCCAACCACGUAGCGCGCCGGGACGAGGGCGUGGCCGUGGCAGAGCUGACGGACGAGGACGUCAAGGCCAUCGUGGCUCUGUCCAAGGACGAGUGCGUUGGAGAAAGGAUCUUCGCCAGCAUCGCGCCGUCUAUCUACGGCCACGAGGGCAUCAAAAGAGCGCUUGCUGUGGCCGCGUUCGGAGGCGAGCCCAAGAAUCCUGGCGGCAAGCACAAGGUGCGAGGCGACAUCAACGUGCUUCUGUGCGGAGACCCCGGGACAGCCAAGUCGCAGUUCCUCAAGUAUGUGGAGAAGGUGGCCAGCAGGGCCGUGUUCACCACAGGCCAGGGUGCGUCUGCCGUGGGCCUGACCGCCUACGUGCAAAGGCACCCCGUCAGCCGCGAGUGGACGCUGGAGGCCGGGGCGCUCGUGCUGGCCGACCGCGGUGUCUGCCUCAUAGACGAGUUUGACAAGAUGAACGAUGCAGACCGCACCAGCAUCCACGAGGCCAUGGAGCAGCAAAGCAUCUCUAUCUCCAAGGCGGGCAUCGUCACCUCGCUGCAGGCCCGAUGCACCGUCAUCGCUGCUUCCAACCCCAUCGGCGGCAGGUAUGACCCCUCACUGACCUUUGCCGAGAACGUGGACCUGAGCGAGCCCAUUGUGUCACGUUUUGAUGUGCUGUGCGUGGUCCGGGACACAGUGGACCCUGUGCAGGACGAGAUGCUGGCUCGCUUUGUGGUGGGUUCCCACGUCAAGCACCACCCCGGCAACAAGGAAGCAGCCUCGGAAGGGGUGAUCCUGCCCAACUCGUCCAACGUGGCGCCAAUCCCUCAGGAGCUGCUCAGGAAGUACAUCAUCUACGCCAAGGACAGGGUUCAUCCCAAACUCAACCAGAUGGACCAGGACAAGGUGGCGCGCAUCUACAGUGACCUGCGCAAGGAGUCUAUGGCAACGGGCAGCAUCCCAAUCACGGUGCGCCACAUCGAGUCGAUGAUCCGCAUGGCGGAGGCGCACGCAAAGAUGCAUCUGCGCGACUACGUGAUAGAGGACGACGUCAACAUGGCUGUCCGCAUCAUGCUCGAGAGCUUCAUCGACACGCAGAAGUUUAGCGUCAUGCGCAGCAUGCGCAAGACCUUCUCCCGCUACCUGGCAUAUCGCAAGGACAACAACGAGCUGCUGAUCUUCAUCCUCAAGCAGCUGGCGGCGGAGCGCGUUUCCUACCAGAGGAGUCGCUACGGAGCCCACGAUGAUGCUGUGGAGAUACCCGAGAAGGACCUGCAUGACAAGGCUCGUCAGAUCAACAUCCACAGCCUGUCAUCAUUCUAUGAAAGCGAGCCCUUCCGCGCCAACAGGUUUGUGUACGAUGGCAAGAUGAAGCUCAUUGUGCAGCAGUUCUGAGGCAGGCCAGGGGGGGAAAACAAGCAACCUGUAAAUAAGUGUACAUGUUCGUCCAUUCACCUUGUUCGCAAUUAAAGGUGACUUUGUUGCACGCACACAGACGUUGGGAGUGUCUUUCUGAUGUUUUUAAAUUUAAACUGUUUCUGUAAUUAGCCCUUGACAUAAGACUUGACGCAAUGCUGUUUUUGCCACAACCAAAACCUUAAAUUUAAUUAAAAAAAAACUGGUUCACUCGAGAUUUUGCCGGGAUUGGGAUCUAUUUUCACUUGACAUUAGUCCCCCCCAAGUCUUUUUCCAUUCACAUUGCGUCAUUGCCAGUUCAACCCAUUAGGUUGGCCAGUGUUU
Syngnathus acus (greater pipefish) is the source of this 3262-nucleotide messenger RNA. RefSeq names its product minichromosome maintenance complex component 2 (gene mcm2). Gene Ontology annotation, cellular component: nucleus; MCM complex. The transcript has 20 exons. Gene Ontology annotation, molecular function: ATP binding; 3'-5' DNA helicase activity; single-stranded DNA binding. Gene Ontology annotation, biological process: double-strand break repair via break-induced replication; DNA replication; mitotic DNA replication initiation. Bases 245 to 2917 code for a protein of 890 amino acids. The record is from RefSeq and is a predicted model, not a curated record. NCBI's taxonomy places the organism in Eukaryota, Metazoa, Chordata, Actinopteri, Syngnathiformes, Syngnathidae.